Molecule: messenger RNA, 3864 nt
Organism: Crotalus tigris (Tiger rattlesnake)
Lineage: Eukaryota; Metazoa; Chordata; Lepidosauria; Squamata; Viperidae
Gene: E2F4
Product: E2F transcription factor 4
Exons: 10
Coding region: 100-1290 (396 amino acids)
Biological process (GO): regulation of transcription by RNA polymerase II
Cellular component (GO): RNA polymerase II transcription regulator complex
Molecular function (GO): protein dimerization activity; DNA-binding transcription factor activity, RNA polymerase II-specific; RNA polymerase II cis-regulatory region sequence-specific DNA binding
Source: RefSeq, a predicted model, not a curated record
GCGGCCGGAAGCGGCGGAGGGGGCCAGCGCGCGGGCUGCCGCGGCGGAGCGCUGGGAUCCGCACACCGGCGGCGGCGACGGCAGGUGUGAGCCGUCCGGAUGGCGGAGCCCGGGCCGCAGCCGCCGGGGGGCGCGCCGAGCCGGCACGAGAAGAGCCUGGGGCUGCUCACCACCAAGUUCGUCUCGCUGCUGCAGGAGGCCAAGGACGGCGUGCUCGACCUGAAGCUGGCAGCAGAUACUCUGGCAGUGCGGCAAAAGAGACGGAUUUAUGAUAUUACAAAUGUCCUUGAGGGCAUUGGAUUAAUCGAGAAGAAAUCGAAGAACAGUAUUCAGUGGAAAGGUGUUGGGCCUGGCUGUAAUACCCGGGAAAUUGCCCACAAGUUGAUUGAACUGAAAGCAGAGAUUGAGGAUCUGGAGCAUCGGGAACGAGAGCUGGAGCAGCAAAAGAUGUGGGUGCAGCAAAGUAUUAGAAAUGUCACCGAUGACGUACAGAACAACGAAUUAGCCUAUGUGACCGACGAGGACCUUUGCAAGUGCUUCCCAGGAGACACCCUGCUGGCCAUCCGAGCUCCUUCAGGAACUCAGCUAGAAGUUCCUGUCCCUGAGGGUUUAAAUGGCCAGAGGAAAUACCAGAUCCACUUGAAGAGUAGCAGCGGUUCCAUUGAUGUUCUUCUAGUAAAUAAGGAUGCCUGGAGCUCUCCUCCAGUGGUGCUUCCGGUCCCUCCCCCUGAAGACCUCAUUCAGUGCCAGCCAAUCACACCCUCUAAGAAGCCACCCAUUCCCCAUUCCCAGGAGACAUCUCUUCCCAGUGGUGCCCAUCCUCCUGUGUCUGUACCCAACAGCACGCAAGAGCACAGAUCCCCUGUACCCAAACCGGCCAUUGUGGCAGAGACAGGCAACCCGACAACAGAAUCAAAAAGCGGUGAGGGGUUGGACUCGCUUACCCCUUCGACGGUACCAGUCAGCCCACCGGCUGGGCUUGAUACGCAGCCUCUCCAGUCCUCCGCCUUGCUGGACAGCAGCUCUGUCCUCUCCAGUUCCUUCACCUCUUUUGAACCAAUCAAGUCCUUCCCCACAGAAAUACUGGAAUUUCCCAAAGAGCUUUCAGAAAUGUUUGAGCCAACCAGAGAGUCUGUGAAUUCUGAGUUGCUGGAAGAGCUGAUGUCAUCUGAAGUGUUUGCACCCUUACUCCGCCUUUCCCCCCCUCCCGGAGACCACGACUACAUCUACAACUUGGACGAGAGCGAAGGGGUGUGCGACCUUUUCGAUGUCCCGAUCCUCAACCUUUGACUUUGGCUGCCAGGAUGGACUUUGGGACACGGAUUUCUUUUUUAAUUUUUUUUUUUAAGAAACAAACCUGUCUGGAGGGAAUGUGCGGGAAAGCCCCCAAGUUUUCAUUUUGGAUUCUUUGUCUGCUACUGUUUGAAUGGAACACAGAGCUGCUCUGGUAUAGACCGAAAACCAACGAGGAUGGGAGCUUCGUCUCCAGCUUUUUUUUUUUUUUCCCUCUUCUUCUUCCCUGACUAAUCUUGGUCCUGUCCUUCCCCUUUCACUGGAUCCUGGGUGGAUCUCCUUCCCAGGCACCUCCUGUUGAACCUUGACGAACAGCAAAAGUGCUUCCUUGAGUCCCCCCUAGCCUGUUUGGGCAUCCCUGCACUGCUGGGGGCACUUUGCAUCUUCCACCCCCCUUCCUUCCUUCUUCCUUUCUGGUUACCAACCAACAGAACAGCCAAACCGUAGCCAGGUAGUUUUUUUUUAGGAAAAUCCAUCCCUGACCCUCUCUUUUGGCUUGUUUGUAUAAUCCAGACGACGUUUCUCUCUUCAGCAAUUGUCUGCUUUUGGCAUGAUGGAAUGCAGGCCUCUCAGCCACUCCCUGGAUCGGUUUUAUGUGCUUAGAAGUGGCGUUUCAAGUAACCCUACUGGCCCAUCUGUUAACACGAAGCACGGAGCCCUUUCCUUUUUAGGCUGUGUAGACUUAUCAUAUGUGUGUGUGUGUGUGCGCGUGCGUGUGUGUGUGUUUUUAAGGUGCCAGUUUUGCACAGUCACUUUCCUCCAAAGAGUCAAAACGGAGAAAUGAUUUGUAAAGGGUGCGCAAAACACAGUUCAGGCUUCAAGUAGGUGGACCUGCCUGCUGGCCACACAAAGCCUCUUGCACACCUGUCCUGGGUUGUCGUCCCCCCCCCCAUCUGCAGCUGUGCUGCAUCAGCAAGGGAAGAGCUGGCUGGGGCUAAUGGGAGGCUCUCUUCCUCUCUUUCUUUCAAGGCCCCCACGUCUCCAUCGGGAGCCUCCAAUGGAGGAGAUUUAGUCACCCCCCUCCCCCUAGUGAAGUGAGUCCUGAAAGCCUGUCCUUCCAUAGCUGCUAGAAUAGGGCUUUUUGGGAUGCACGGGGGCUGCUGUUUCCCGUUGCAAUUUGCUAGCUGUAUUACGUUGCCAGUCCUGUUGAUGAAAUCCGACUUCUCCUGGGAACCUAGCCAUGGCCUGCCGUUUCCCGCCUUCUCUCCGAUAGGCACCAUCGGCCUCCUCCAUCAAGAACCUCUCCUGAUCCUUGCUGACCAGCAGCACAUGGAAGGAGCCCUCGCUUCCCCUAUACCAGGGGUGGGCCACCUCGGCUCUUUUAUGACUCGUGGACUUCCAUUCCCAGAAUUCCUGAGCCAGCCUGGCUCCGCUUGGAAACCUCUCCCUUUCCCCGCAGCACGGCUGGCUCAGGAAUUCUGGGAGUUUGAAGUCCACGAGUCAUAAAAGAGCUAAGGUGGCCUACCCCUGCCCUGUAUCCUCCCCUCUGCACUUCUGGACAUCUCUCCCUCGAAAACUAUAUCCUUUUCACCGCCCGUCAGCAUCCGGGUUACGCCACGUGCCAACCCCGAAUGUCACUUUCCCGAUUCUCAGGCUUCCGCACGUGCCGUCCCAGUUGACAAAGGCCCACUGCCUCCAGUGCGGCUGCUGGGAUGGGAAGGGUGUAGAUCCGAAGGGGGAGCUCUCUCGCAUCCCAGCGCUGAACUGCUUGGCUGAAAAAUCUCUUUUUGAAGGGACUGGAUGAAGUGUGCUUAGUAUUGUGGAAGGAUUCACACGAGCGGAGAGGCCUGAUCCUGAUCUCUCUCUCUCUCCCCCCCCCUCCCAAACCACCCAAUCAGGGAAUGUUUCUAUUGUCAUUAAGGAGACCUAGGCAAAGCUGGGUGGUCUCUUUAAGACUCCGACGAAAGCCACCGAUCUCAAUCCUUGACCGCUUUAAGAUGGGUGGACUUCAACUUUCAGCAUUCGCCAGCUAGCCAUACUGCCUGAGGAAUCCUGGGAGUUGACGUCCACCCAUCUUUUAAGCUGUCAAGAUUGAAAACGCUGGGCUAAAAGGGUGCAGGAAAGCAACUUUUGGGUUUUUUCUGCAUCGGAAAUAGAAUGUUGCUUUCCACCUCUCCAGCCUCGGAGCAUCUAUCUCUGCCUCCGGGCAGGUGAUGAUCUCAAAAAACCUCGGGAGUCCCGUUCACCUCUCUUGAAAGGACACGGUUCCACCUCCAAGUUUUCUGAGCUGUUCUUCCAGCUCUGUGUGGCUUUGCCCAGCGAGCCACAGGACUCUGUUGCCCGCCUUCAUUGCAUCCCCUCCCAGCUUUUUCUACGUGGUUGGGCCUGCUGUUGUUUAGCAGCCGAGCCUUCGUUUCUCUUUGCUGUCACCUUCUUGUGCUCUGACCCCUUAGGUGACAUCCCGAAAGGAUGCAUGGAGGAAAUGUUUGGGGUGGGGGAAGGGAGAGAAAUGAGUUUUGAUUCAUAUAAAAAGAUUAUUUUUAUACUUUUUUGCAGCAGAAGAGACUUGCCUGUAAUAUUUGUACAGUUGUUGUUUUUUUUUUUCCUGAGUGAAUAAACAAACUUUCCAAA